Ipomoea nil (Japanese morning glory) is the source of this 753-nucleotide messenger RNA. RefSeq lists its product as uncharacterized. NCBI's taxonomy places the organism in Eukaryota, Viridiplantae, Streptophyta, Magnoliopsida, Solanales, Convolvulaceae. The record is from RefSeq and is a predicted model, not a curated record. The transcript has a single exon. The coding region runs from base 1 to 753 and encodes 250 amino acids.
AUGGAGUAUAAGCAUUUCAGCCACCCUCACACACUAAACCUGUUCAAGGUGCAAGAAGGGCAGCAAUGUCGCUGCCAUGGCUGCCAAUCCCUCUGCUACGACUCCGUCUACGCCUGCCGGAGCUGCCAUUUCUUCCUCCACGACCACUGCGGCAACGCCAACCGCUACCUCAACCACCCAUCGCACCCCCUUCACCCUCUCGUCCUCUUCCCGGCCCCAACUUACUGCAGCGGCUCCUUCUUGUGCAACGCCUGCGGCUCGCCGGGGAGCGCUUUUUCCUACGGCUGCGCGCUUUGCGAGGUUGAUCUCCACCUCCACUGCGCGUUCUUGCCGCCCAAGGUGACCCACAAGGCCCACCAGCAUGAUCUGAUCCUCAGUUUUCCCGCCCCGGGGGGUCACAAGGAAUCGGUUGAUGAGUACUGCAAAAUAUGCACCAAAAAGAUGGAUUCUAAGCUCUGGUCUUAUUGCUGUGCUAAAAGUGAUGAUGAAUGUGAUUUUCGCGUCCAUACUUUCUGCGCCACCACGGAGGUCAAACCGGGGCUGUAUCAGGACCUGGAGUCUGAACCACCGCCGGCGCCGGCGCCGGCUACAAACUCAGGCGGUAAUCAGAGUCAGGGUGAAAGCAGUAGUUGUGGUCAGCUAACACCAGAUGAGGCGGCGGCGGCGGAAUUAUAUUCGCUUCAACUUCAGAUGCAAAUGAACCAGAAGCUUGCAGAGAUGAUGGCAUCAUUCAAUCUGAGUCAGUUUGUCUGA